AGGGUAUCAUUUUACUUGAUAACGAAUGAUAUAAUAUUUACAAAAAGAGUUUUAGUGUGAACAGUAGAGGGCACUCACCUUAAUAUGAUAUUAUAUCACAAUAUUUAUAGAUUUGUGUGACAUUGAGAUGUGUCUUCUUACACAACAACUAUUAAGAAACACGAAACAACUAAAACAAGAAGUGUUGAUCAGACUCAACUGACUUCUGCAUUACUUAGUCAAUAUUUUAAUCAUUUAUCAGUUAUAAGAUAUCUGUUUUCUCUUCAGUUAUUAUUUAGAUCUGUCCUGAUCCAGAAGAUGAACGGUGUGAUUUUCUUCUGUUUGUGUUUGUGGAGUCUGUCUGGUGUGUUUGGUAGUGAGUUUGUGUCAGUGAUGGAGGGAGAUUCUGUCAUUUUAUCGUUCAGUCUCACUGAACCACAGAUUAAAGAUGGAAUCACCUGGAAGUUUGGACCUCAAGAAACUCCUAUAGCUAACAUGAUAAACUAUAAAACUACAGUAUAUGAUGAUAGACCUGAUGGAACAUUCAAAAACAGACUCCGUAUAAACCAUGAGACUGGAACUCUCACCAUCACAAACACCAGAACCCCACACACUGGACUUUAUAUUUUAACCACUCCCAGCCAAGAGAAACCACUCAACAUAUUUAACGUCACUGUCGCUCGUCUUCCUGUUCCUGUCAUCACCAUAGACUCAACACAAUGUUCAUCAUCAUCAUCCUCAUCAUCAUCAAUCUGUUCAUUAUUGUGUUCAGUGUUGAAUGUGAGAGAUGUGAGUCUGUCCUGGUAUAAAGGAAACAGUUUAUUGUCCAGCACCAGUUGGUCUGAUCUCAACUUCAACAACAUCUCUCUACCUCUGGAGGUUGAAUAUCAGGAUACAAACAAAUACAGCUGUGUGGUGAACAAUACCAACACAAAACAAACUCAACAUCUCAACAUCAAGAAUCUCUGUCAGACGUGUUCAGUAAAAGAAGUCGUCUACUGCUGUCGUAGUUUUACUGAAGUUGUGAUCCAAUUGGUGGUCUCUGUUCUGGUGGGCGUGGCUGCUGUUGGUUUUGUGGUUUAUGACAUCAGAUCCAGAAGAGAUGAAGAGAAGAGGAUGAGAUCAGAUAAACCCCACUAAAUCUCUUCAGUUUAAUUAUUAUAGUUAUCACACAUUAUUAAUUAUAUCUAAACACAAUCUUUAUUAUUUCUUUAAAAUUCUUCAUUUGUUCAGCUCAACUGUUUUCUUAUUAAA
Messenger RNA from Paramisgurnus dabryanus, 1233 nucleotides. RefSeq lists its product as uncharacterized. The record is from RefSeq and is a predicted model, not a curated record. NCBI's taxonomy places the organism in Eukaryota, Metazoa, Chordata, Actinopteri, Cypriniformes, Cobitidae.